Molecule: messenger RNA, 408 nt
Organism: Encephalitozoon romaleae SJ-2008
Lineage: Eukaryota; Fungi; Microsporidia; Unikaryonidae
Exons: 1
Coding region: 1-408 (135 amino acids)
Source: RefSeq, a predicted model, not a curated record
AUGGAGAAAAAAGACGAUGAUCAGGGCCAUGAGUUUUCCAACGACCCUGUAAUCUGCAGGUACUUAGAAAUUCUUAAUAGCAUAGAAUCGAUUAGAAGAGACAGAGAUGAUGUUCUAUCGACACAUUUCAAUGAACUGAGUACUUAUAACAUAAACGAACUGGAAGAUAGGAAUGCUGUGAUCAGAAGACUUAUAAACAAAGAGUUUACAUAUCCAAGUGCAUUUCUUGCAUCAUCUCUUGGGUUCAAUAAAACCACAUGGAAUCGUGAUUAUGAGAGGACUCUGAGAGAGAUAGGAAUGUACAAGCGUCCAAAAUACAGCACAUUAAGGAACAUGCUGCUGUUUGAGAAGCUCAAGUGGCUUGUUAUCAGGUACCAUGAGGCAAAGCAAAAGAGGAAGAAACAAUGA